AUGUCGUCUCCGAUUUCGUUUCCGACCUCCGCCAACGCCGCCGACGUCGCGAAGCCGAGCUCUGGGCCGCAGAGGCUCCCCGCGCCGGUGUUGUACGACUACGACACGAUCGUGAACAACGUCAAGCCCGCGAGGGCGUUGGUCGAAGCCGUCGAGGCCGCGUUCGCGGAGCUCGCGAAAGGGAAAGUCGAUGUCCCGCUCCCGAUGCACAUCGGGAUCGCGGAAACCGCCGCCGCCGGCCCCGGGGACUGCCACAUCAAGGGCGGAUACAUCGAAGGCGCGCCGACGUGGACGGUAAAGCUCGCGUGCGUGAGCUUCUACAAGAACGUCGAGAAAGGCCUUCCCGCGGGCAGCGGCGUGUUCGUCGUCUGCGACGCCACGAACGGCGGCCCGAAGGCGGUCCUUCACGAGAACCGCUACCUCACGGACAUGCGCACGGGCGCGGCGGGCGCCGUGUGCGUCAAGCAUCUCGCCCCCGACGCCAAGUCCGUCGCGUUCAUCGGCACGGGCGUCAUCGCCGAGGCGAUGGCGAAAGCCACGGCGACCGUGCACGGGUUCGAAGAAGCGUUCGCGUACGCGCGCUCGCCGCAGAAGAGCAGCAGCUUCUGCAAGAAGAUGACGAAGGAGCUCGGGUACCCGUUUUACGCGUGCGCGACGGCUGAGGACGCGGUGCGAAACGCGGACGUCGUCUUCACGCAAACCCCCGGCGGGGAGUGGGUCCUCGAAGAGCAGUGGCUCCGACCGCACGCGACGAUCAUCGCGUCCGGGUCCGAUCAGCCCACGAAGAACGAGAUCCCGCCGGAGAUUUUGAUGAACGCCAAGGUUGUCACGGACAUCACCGCGCAGUGCAGCCGCGUCGGCGAGCUUCGAUCCGCGAUCGAAGCCGGGCUCAUGACCGAGGCGAACGUCCACGCGGAGAUUGGUCAGAUCAUCUCCGGCGAGCGCGAAGGCCGCGUCGGGAACGAGAGGAUCGUGUGCGACCUCACCGGCACGGGCGCGCAAGACGCCGCGAUCGGGAGCUACGUCAUGGAA
Molecule: messenger RNA, 1032 nt
Organism: Micromonas pusilla CCMP1545
Lineage: Eukaryota; Viridiplantae; Chlorophyta; Mamiellophyceae; Mamiellales; Mamiellaceae
Exons: 1
Cellular component (GO): cytoplasm
Source: RefSeq, a predicted model, not a curated record